GUUUUGUCAAGUAAAGUGGAAAGCUGCUAAACAUCUGCUACGUGGAGCCCUGUUAAGGAAAACGCCAUGUUAUUAAGCCAUAAACCAGUAACUACAUAGGCUAACAAUGAGGAAUGUGACAGCCGCACUCAACUAUCAACUUAAAUAAUUAAUGUAAGGGUCGGACGCGAGGCCCCAACAAACAUAAACUAGCUCACUUUUAGUUAGCACAGUUAGCGCUAACAUUAGCCAGGUACCGUUUACGCUAGCUGGGACUUCCUUGCUGCUAGCCGGUCCAGAGAUAACGCUGAUAUUGAAGCCAGGAAGUGACUUGCAAAUACCACUCCUCGGUGAGGAGACUACAUAUUUCUCCAUAAUGCAUUUGUUGCACACUCUCCUCGCUGGAUGAAGCUGUCGUCUAACUGGCUGGACUGAACAGCACAGUCGGGCUGGCAUGGUGAAGUUACGUAGAAAACGUAGCUGUGGGCGGAUCUGUGGUAACCAGUUAGCUGACUGGCUGGGUGUUCUCCAUCGGCGUUAGCCAGACAGGCUAGCUAUGACGGAUUGGAGUAUUCCUGCCGGGGUCUGGAUUGUGAGCCACCACCAGACAUGAUUUUAUGGAGACCACCCUACAACUUUUCUACAGACAGAGCGACAGACAGAUUCGGGACUUUGUGACAGAGGGAAACGGUGAACGAACCGAGGAUAACUCCAUGUGAUUGUAUUCAGCACUGCUGGUAAGACGCUAAUGUUAGUCUUCAUAUCUUAUGUGGUCUUCAUAUCAGAGAGGGCGAUCAAAGUGGAAAUGUGAAUUAAUGUUUAAUCUGGAGAUUUACCUCGACAACACACAUGGGACUCACACAGCCAGCACAUGCAGCCUACAAGAGGCAGCACAGCGUCGCUAACGUACCCUGGUUGGUUUGUCUGUGCUGUGUUUCGAAAGAGGUUUCAGAUGCCUUUCCACCCUGGCAAGAAAAACACUCAUCACUUGCCAUUUUUGACAGGGCCUGAGCUGAUUUGUCAGCCUUGUGUAGGUUUGGUUUUCACCCCCCAAGUGUCCUCUGGAUAUCAGCUGACCAUGGUGAUCUGAACAGAGGAAACGCAGUGUGUGUUCACUCUAACACAGCAAGGCUCGAUCAAGAGAAGAGCAGAGACGGACCGGAGCAAAGAGAAAAAGCAUAUUUAAACACAAAAUGUCUCAAAACAGAGAAUUGGUGGUUUUCUACAUAAACUAUAAACUCUCCCAGAAAAAUUAUCCUCUCAACCACAUGGUACUAGAGCCUCCAAACAGGACUGAUGGGGGGGAGGCAGGGUUGGGUGACGAACAGCGGGUAGCGACGCACACCAACGGGACUUUUAACCGCAGGAGUCCCGGGACCCCCCCAGCGUCCCCGCUGCGGCAGGAACGGUUGCCAUCAACGACGAACCUGGACGCGGUGAAAGAGGCCCUCCGGGACUCAGCCAACGAGUUUGAGCUGCGAUACGCCCGCGCCUUCAGCGAUCUGCACAACCAGCUGCACAUCACACCGGCCACGGCCUACCAAAGCUUCGAGAACGUGAUGGAUGAGGUGUUCCGGGACGGAGUAAACUGGGGCCGCAUCGUAGGGCUUUUUGCUUUCGGCGGGGCGCUCUGUGUCGAGUGCGUGGAGAAGGAGAUGAGUCCGCUGGUGAGCAGGAUCAUAGAGUGGAUGACGGUCUACCUGGACAACCACAUUCAGCACUGGAUCCAGAGCCAAGGAGGAUGGGAGCGCUUUGCUGAAAUCUUCGGGCAGGAUGCGGCGGCAGAAGGCAGGAGGUCUCAGGAGAGUUUCAAGAAGUGGCUGCUGGCAGGGAUGACCCUGGUGACCGGGGUGGUGUUGGGCUCAAUCAUCGCCCAGAAACGCCUGUGAAGGGAGAUACACGACAACUCUCCUAACACUCUUCCCCCAUGACCCAAUCCUGCCUCAACACCCUUCAACACCCUCAACUUACACACCACGGAAGUUCAAAUGAAGGUCCUGUUUAUUUCGUCAGUACUGCCCCCCCCCCCCGUCAGCCAGACACACACACGCCCACACACUUACACACACCCCACACACACACAUCCCACAGUGGACUAAGAAUCCUCACAUGUUGUUGAACUUUUGAGAAAAAGACAGAGAAGACGAAGAGUUACUCGUGUUCAUGUGUUCACCUUAUUCCACCCUGAUGAAAAAUGUGUGGUUGUACAGAGACAGACAUACUAUUCUUUCAUUCACUGAACCAGUUGUUCCUUCUAUUCCUUUCUCUACUGGUUCCUGUAUUUUUCUGUCUUUAUGUUUGUAUGUAUUAGUUUUAACAAAUUUUGAUUUCUCAUUUUUGUCCUCAAGAGGCUAAAACUGAUUCAAGUCUUCACAGUUAACCCAAACCUGUCUGAUCAGUGUGAUGUGGGGCUUGGCCUGCUCUACAUGUCUCAUCUUGAAGCGUGUUUUGUUGCUUGUCCCCACAGACAGCUCUACAAUAGCUUUGUAUGUGCCAUAUGGAGAGUGAAAGCAGGGGAGGAUGUAGCACCUGUCCCUGAACAGCUUCUGUAGUUCCCAUUUCCUGCCAGCCAUCCUGAUCGCCAACACAUACAGUAUAACAUUAUAAUCCACGACUCCAGACACUGACUGUUUUGUCUUGCCCUGUCCUUCAUGCGUUUUGGUUUUGUAUGACUGGUAAAUGAAAAGGAGUCAAACAGAUUUUAGUUAACAAAGCAUGGGAGUCUUAAACUAAAAAGCUAAUGGGAAACAAACUCCUCUACUUGUUUUUGUUUGUUGGUGCGUUUGGUUUUGGAUUUGUGAACCAUUAAAACCCCACUGCGGCUGAUCUGUUCUUUAUGGUCACACUUGGCCUUGAUUUUAUCCUGUUUGUGUUUAGUCAGCUUGCUGACUGCCAGACCACUGUGUGUGGCAAGAUCUUAGAAUCAGAGCAACUGCAGUUCAUACAAGCAGGGCGCCGUGGCUCAGACCCUCCAUGUUUACUACACAGUAGCUGAGGAAUGCAGCAAAUACUGUAGCAACACACACAGCAGAUAGAGCGGCACCGGUGACAGCGGCACUCAGACAGCACGAAAGACUCUUUAGUCUUAACUGUCCUAGAUGUAAAGUUUUCAUUUUGGUAACACAUUAUUUUAAGCGGUAUAUAAACAUUUAAUAACACACUAUAAUGUGGUUGUAAGCAGGUAUACGGACGUGUUUGUUAAUGUAUUUGUCAACCAUCUAACUUCUCCUAUGAAGCAUCCAUAACUGUUAUAUUAGACAUGCUAUUAGACAUAAAUUAACUGUUCAUACACAUGAACAAAUCAUUCACAGGCAGAUUUAUUGAAGACAUGUUGAGCUUGUGGGAUCAUUCUUGACCUCAGGAAUGGUAAAUUCUUCAUUCCAGGGCCACUUUAGAUUAGAUUUAUUCCUGAGCUUUUAGCUGCAUCUCAUGGCCUUCAUCAGCGGACCAUGUUCAGUUGUCAUGGACAGUGAAGAAGAUGCAUUUAUAAAUGGAUAAAUAAGAAGAUAUCAAAAUUUGGGAGUUUAUAAAGUCUGAUAAUUAUAUAUCAGCUGAUAGCUUUUUUUUUUUUUUUUACACAUAACACAAGCAAACAACCUGGAUAUGGAUGCCUUAGUGUUACUUACUGUUUCUAAAUGACCUCAAACCUAGUUUGGCAAUUUCUUGUUACUUAUCAGUUAACAUAUACACCACUACUGCAAUAUCGGCAGUAAGCUAAUAUCCGCCGAUAUAUCAUCCUGGCCAAUUUAUUGAUCUAGCUCUAAUAACAGCCGUGUUAUAUUGUCUGUUCAUACUCCAGUUAUAGAUGCUAAGUUAUAAGUUAUAAUUGUUGAAAAAAUACAUUAAUAAACAAUUGAAAUAUCCUCAUAUCAGUGUGUUAUAAACAAUUGUUUAUAUAGCUGCAACAAUUAGUCAACUGAUCGAUAAAAAUGACAAAUACUCUGGUUUCAGCUUUUCAAAUGUGAAGUUUUGCUGCUUUUCUCUUAUGCUAUAUAAUUGUAAAUUAAAUAUCUUUGGGUUGUGGCUUGUUGGUUGGACAAAAUAAGACAUUUGAAGACUUCACCUUGUGACAGACAUUUUUCACUAUUUUCUGACACUUUAUAGACUAAAAAGCUUAUGUGAGAGUGUGAGGGGGAUUUAAAAUAAUGUGUUCCAUGACCGUUUUGCAAUAAAAUCCUAAUCAUGUGCAGCAAUGCUCAAACAGAAGACUGAUUUUCCUGUUUUUUCCCUCUAUGUGCUAAUUUAAUAAUCAUUCCUUAUUUUUGAACUUUAAGUCAAAUUUACAUUUAUCAAUGACACGUUAUGCUUCAGCGUGAACAUCAUUGCCUUUUGAAGAUUUAUGUAGCAAACUGAUGAAGCAGCUGUCUUUGAGGAGGCAGUGCAGUUCUGCAUCAGAUGUUCUUCGAGAUAGAUUUGAUUAGAAACGUGUCAUUAUGUGUCUGUUUACCAUCUUAAGCGAAUCAGCAACCGUCAGUGGCUGUAGGACCGUAAAAUUAGACACCCAAACCUUCAUAGCUCAUUUCACACACACUCACUCUAAGUUAGAGCUCAUUUCACACACACACACUUCUCCUCUUCUGUCCUCCCCAGACACCUCAAAUCUGUCAAAUCUCCAUCCGUCUCCUCCUCUUUCCCUCUCCACCCAGCUCCACCUCUUCCUCCGCGGUCCCCCGGCUGUCACUGCACCUAGUCACGUGUGUCAGUCACAGCUGGCCCACCUGCUGCUUCACAUAAACACACCUCAGCAUGCACACGCUUGUAAUGUACACACCUGCCAGUCAGAUGUAGUCCACAAGAGACGGGGAGAAGGAGAGUUUGUUUCUAAACAUCUUUCCAUCUUUAAUUUGAAGCUGAAGUCGGAAGAGUGUUUGUCGCCUGGCAUCACGCACCAACAACUGGCAGCUCGAUUAAUUUACUGGGAAGGGAGGGAAGGUGGGGGGCGCUCCUCCCUGUUCCAAGUGCUUUAAUCUUCAUCUUAUUUCAAAUGCUGUCUCCAGCUAACAACAGCAUGUCCUGGGUUGUAUUCAUGUGUGUCAUAUCAGCACAAUAAAGCACAAUACAGCUCUGGUGCAGGACAGGCAGGUGCCAUUUUCUCAUCAAAGAAAAGUUCAGCAAGACAUUCAGCCGUGUCGAACCACAGAGAGUAAACAUUAAAGGAAGGGACUGUUAAAAAAAACUAAUCUGGAUUUCCGCGUGAAACAUCCAUCACCAUGCUGUCAGUGUGAGGGUCCAGCCGCCAGCUGCGCCUCCAUCUUCAAAGCAGGACUCAUCUUCCCUUUUCAUCCCCAUAGUUCACAGAAUCAUGUACAUUUACAUACAGGAUUUCUCUUUCUAAAGCCCUGAUUGUUAUCUUUGUAACAAAUAUUUCACCAAAUGAAAAGAACGGCAUUGACUAUUGAUGAGUAUCAUCCUCUAAAUGCUUGUGUCCUGAGCAUCUUAUUAGCCAAGGUCUGCUCAUACAUUCCAGUACAGUAUAUAUAUAUUUUUCUAGUGUAUGCCCCACCAAGAAGCUGCUCGCAGGCUUUUCUCUGCUUUCCUGACCCUCACUGAAACAAGUUCCCUUCCUACACAUACUGUAUGUGAGUGAGUGAGUGAGUGAGUGAGUGUGCAUGUGUGUGUGUGUGUGCAUGCGUGUGAAUUUCUGUGUGGCAAAAUGUUCUUGAAGGAGGCACAAAUGAAGGAAGUGUGACAGCACUGGGAGGACCCUAUAUAUGCUAGUUAUUUAAACUGAUUAGAAUAGUACUUUAGCUUAGUAACAUAUUUAAGAAAAACAGAACUGAUGGCUUUUAAACAAUAUUUAUAUUUGGUGUAAAAAAAAAAACCCCAACAUAAUUGUUCCCCUUCAAAUGGCCUUAAACUCCAUAUUUGCAUUGAUGUGCAUUGUCAUUCGUUGUGUUUUUUAAGGAUUAUUGGAUUGCCACUAGACAAGAAAAACAGGAUAUUUUCAAAUUGUAGGUCUCUGGUGCAUUCUUGUUGGUCAUAAAGAGUAAAGAAUUAAAGAUCGCAACCAUGUCCAGUGGUCUGUUUGUACGUCUUAGAAUGCUACUGUAAAAUUUUAAAUUACAUUGAACCUAAUAAAGCCCAUGUUGGAAGAUA
Siniperca chuatsi (mandarin fish) is the source of this 6075-nucleotide messenger RNA. It is a transcript of the gene bcl2l1, whose product is annotated as BCL2 like 1. The record is from RefSeq and is a predicted model, not a curated record. Gene Ontology annotation, cellular component: mitochondrial outer membrane. The coding region runs from base 1173 to 1868 and encodes 231 amino acids. Gene Ontology annotation, biological process: extrinsic apoptotic signaling pathway in absence of ligand; negative regulation of intrinsic apoptotic signaling pathway; intrinsic apoptotic signaling pathway in response to DNA damage. Gene Ontology annotation, molecular function: protein heterodimerization activity; protein homodimerization activity. NCBI's taxonomy places the organism in Eukaryota, Metazoa, Chordata, Actinopteri, Centrarchiformes, Sinipercidae. The transcript is spliced from 5 exons.